GGUCCUAUAUUAAUCAUCUACCUCUCCUCAUCGGGAUGUGUCUCCGGUGUCUCCAACUUCCCUGGCCUCCGGAUUAUACAUCACCGCCACAAUCGACGAAACCCAGCUACUCAGCCGUCCAAUCGACCAUCGCACAUCGCACUACGUCUUUGAGGUUCUCUUUUAGUAGGUAACAAUCGCACAUUUACCUUUUCCCUUCUACAUCCCUCUCGUCGGCGACGUUUUCCGGCCACAUUUCAGGUCGGUUGAAAUUGUGUUGAUGAGAAAUAAUUGUAAAGCUUAAGCUUUUAGUCUGGCAAUCGGACUUUCCUUCCUCCGUUUUUGGGUUUUUGCAGUAAAUGGGCUGCUUUCACUCAAAGAUAACCAAGCAAUACCCAGGAUAUGAGGAUCCUAUAUCUCUUGCUUCAGAAACAGCUUUUAGUGUCAGUGAAGUUGAAGCAUUAUUUGAAUUGUACAAGAGCAUAAGCAGUUCAGUGAUUGACGAUGGGUUGAUUAGCAAGGAGGAAUUUCAGUUUGCUAUUUUUAAGAAUCAGAAGAAGGAAAAUCUAUUUGCAAAUCGGAUCUUUGAGUUAUUUGAUUCUAAACAUAGGGGAGCAAUUGAUUUUGGGGACUUUGUUCGAUCACUCAAUGUCUUUCAUCCCAAUGUCCCACAAGAGGAGAAGAUUGAUUUUACAUUUAAACUCUAUGAUAUGGAUGGUACUGGUUUUAUCGAGCGGCACGAGGUCAAGCAGAUGUUGAUUGCCCUGUUAUGUGAAUCUGAAUUGAAGUUGGCUGAUGAAACCAUUGAGGCAAUACUCGAUAAGACAUUCUUGGAUGCUGACAUCAAUCAGGAUGCAAAGAUCGAUAAAUCUGAGUGGCAAAACUUUGUUUCCCGUAAUCCAUCCUUAUUGAAAAUUAUGACCCUCCCUUAUCUCAGGGACAUAACAACAACGUUUCCAAGCUUUGUUUUCAAUUCUGAAGUUGAUGAGAUCGCUACGUAAUUAAAGAGUAGCACAGGGGUAAGGAUGUAUCUGCUUGUGGGUUGAACUUAGGAAUGUUUUUGCAGAUAUCGGUGUACCACUUAUGCAACUCCCCCUUUUUCAAUGACAACAGCUUAGUAAAUUAGGAUUGCAAGUUGAUUGUACGUGUUAUGUACAGGACAUUAGGAAUUCUGACCUUUCCUCUUCAUCAUCAUUCAUCACACGGGGACCAAAUUUUCUAGUCUUAACUUCUAAAUUAGAAGGGCAAAAGCCAAUGCAAGGAUAGAAAGAGUUCUAAUUGCGUUGCGUGAUGUAGUUGAUAUCAAAGUCUCUUCAAAUUUUAUUUAAAAAUCUUGAUACGAAGAUAAAAAGUAAUGAUUACAUAAUUAUUAUUAAUUUUUAUUUUGAAAAUAAUGAAAGUAACUUUUAUUU
Rubroshorea leprosula is the source of this 1391-nucleotide messenger RNA. Lineage: Eukaryota; Viridiplantae; Streptophyta; Magnoliopsida; Malvales; Dipterocarpaceae. The record is from the annotation of a GenBank genome assembly.